Messenger RNA from Clunio marinus, 5142 nucleotides. The record is from the annotation of a GenBank genome assembly. Lineage: Eukaryota; Metazoa; Arthropoda; Insecta; Diptera; Chironomidae.
UCGCUCAUCGUAAAAGAUUCAAGCGCGGAAUAAUUUAUACUAAAGUAAAAUAUUGUUCACGGUCGUGCGUGUGUAGGUGUUAUCAACAAAUGAGCUGCUAAUUUUUGUUGUAAUGAUUGAAUUAAGUGAAAUGUGAUUCUGAUUAGGUCAAAAGAUAAGGAGAGAGAAUAAAAGAAUAUCAUAAACAAAUUGAAAACCACAGUGAUGAAAUGUACAGAAAUGAAGUCAUGUGUUGUUAACUGAGCUUUCUAAAUGUUAACACUCAUUAAAUCAUUGGAUAAAGUUCAUAAUGAUAUACUUUCUGAAUUACCACCAAAUUAUUCUUGUAUGAAAACCGUGCGCUGCUAAAAUCCACAAGAAAAAUUAUCUCAAUUUGCAUUCAAAAUUUCACAAACGUUCAUUGUGGCUUCAUGUUGUUUCGGGAUGGGUUGUUCGCCCUCAAUACUCUCAUCACUCUCCAAUAACAAUAAUCGAAAGGAUAGCGGAUUAUACUGUAGUAAUAAUAGUGAAACGAAUAGUGCUAAUAAUAAAAAUGACAUUAACAUUGAUUCGAACACGUCCACUGCAUUAGCAAACCAAAUUUUGGUUCAAUCCUCAGUUACUGGAAAGGAUGCAAUGAACAAGGAUUACAUAAAAAAGGAUUCGAUUGUAUCGGUCGGACACAUGGCUCAUGGAUUCACAAUUAUUCCAUCAACAAUUAGGCGAGCUACAAUUGGAACAAGCGCACCAAGUGGCAGAAUUGGACAUCGAAAAUCUUCAUUAGCCCUAACACCAGAGGAAGAGCCAACUUUCGAAACAACAAUUGUUGAUAAAAUUCAUAAAACAACUUUUGUGACUAACAUGGUUGAUUCAUGCUUCAAAGUCUUCAAAUCGAAUUGCUUCCGCAAGUCUUCAAUCAGCUCUCAACGCAGUUCUGUUUUUCAAAUCGAUAAACGCCCAAUAAGCGAAAACAUAUCAAAAGAUAAAAAGUUUAAUACCACAGCUAACGCUACUCCGAUCGACACAGAUAAAACACUUUCAUAUGAUUGUGAUGUCGAAUAUAGCACUUUUGAAUUGGAUCCAAAUGUUAUCCUAAGACGUCAUAAUCGAUUUUAUCUUCGCUCAGUAUCUGCGACAACUAGCUGUGACGCAAUGUCUAGCGAAGAGGACGAUAAUGAGAAUCUUGACAUUUUAUAUCCAUUGCCGCGUGUUAACACUCACGAACGGGCACUUAGUGAAGAAUCCAAUCAACAAAUCACAGAUAAAAUUAACAGUGAUAAAAACAAUUCAAAAAGUUCCACAAGCAAAGACGGUCUCAAGCAUAAUGAUGGUGGAAGAGUUCGGGACAAUUCUAACUUCUUAAAAACGUUUUUCAAACGCAAAUAUAGACGAAAGAAAUGUAACGAUGGAAAAAUUCCUAACCUCAUCCCACCGAAUCCAGCUGUUAGAGUCUUGCUGGUAUUUUAUAAAGAUGAUCAUAUUUUUGAUGCCAUGGCGAGGUCGUGUGAACGACUCGGAUUCGAAUCUUUUCGUGCUAAAACAUCAGAAACUGCUUUGGAAAUGUUUCAACAUCCAGUCAAUGGUGGUUAUCAUCUUGUGAUUGUUGACAGCAGGUGUAAAAAUAUCGAUGUGGAAUCAUUUGGAAGGUCACUACGGAACUCUAAAGGAAGUCAAUACACGAUAAUAAUUGCUAUAGUAAGAAAAAGUGUUUUCGAAAAGGAUGAUACUGCCGUGCUGUCAAUGCUCGAAGUUGGCUAUAAUCGCUGCAUAAUCGAAUCUCCACAUGUGUCUGUUUGUUGUUCUGAGCUACGUCAAAUUCAACAUUCACUUAUUCGACCGCAAAAUGUCAUCGCCUCACAGCAAGCACUCUAUUCAGCGCUUCAUCAUGUUAAAGAUACAAUAAUUAUCACAGACUAUGCUUUGAGGAUACAAUACGCUAACAAAACAAUCGAACGAAUUUUAGGCUAUAAAAUUGAUGAAAUUGUUGGUCGCCCACUUCAAGAUCUCAUCAAUUCAGAUGUUUCUCUUCUUCUCAGUCAGACCAAUAGACUUAAAGAAUAUGAUGGUGUAAUAACAUUUAAUCGAAAAGCACAAGAUCAAAUAAUUAUCCAUGUUAGAGCGACACCGAUUGCAUGUCUUGGUAAAGCUACAACUCACAUCAUUAUAGCUUUAAAUCACACACAAAUAGGAGGCUAUGAGAUGGGUUUACCAUCAAUACCACAGGCGAAAGAGCCUAGAGGAUCUUUGCAUUCUAUUCGAAGGGGAAGCUUUGAUAUUCGAUCAAUCACAUCAGAUGGUUUAAGACGAACAAGUUUAGCUAAAUUAUCUUCAUUGCCAUUAGAGGCUCCCAUCACUAAAGUUUUAUCAAUCCUUGCACAAGUUCAAGAAAAUUGUUCGAAUGACGAAGCAAAACUUUUGGAUCGUGUUAUUGAAUUUUUAAAGCGUGAAGGACUUUAUAGUCCACAAAUUAAAGAGAUUCGACCUGAAGAUCCAGUGGCAACUGAUUUAAUAGGAGCAUUAUUGACACAGGGUCCAUCAAAUAACGUAUCAUCACGCCGAAGUUCAAAUGAAUCGAUUAUACGAUCAGGAAGCCGACAAUCGAGCUCUGGAAACACUGCUAUUAAGUUUAAAACUCCACCUCAAGUUUCUGAGCUUCUUUCCACAGCACUUGAUUGGGAUUUUGAAAUUUUCCGACUUGAGGAACUGACUGAUAAGAAUCCACUUGUUUUUCUGGGAAUGGAACUGCUUCGAAGAUUUGAUGUGUUCAAUACCUUUAAUUGUGAUGAAAUUACAUUCAGAUCUUGGCUAAUUGUUGUUGAAUCACAUUAUCACAGCAUAAAUACAUACCACAACAGUACUCAUGCUGCUGACGUCAUGCAAGCAACAGCAUGUUAUUUACAACAGUUAGCAAAUCGAGACUUAAAAAUUAUGGAUCGUCUUGAUGAAGCAACAGCUUUGAUUGCAUCUGCUGCUCAUGACAUUGACCAUCCUGGAAGAUCAUCUGCAUACUUGUGCAAUUCUGAUAAUUCUCUAGCAAUUCUUUACAAUGACGUUUGCGUGUUAGAGUCACAUCAUGCAGCCACUACUUUCCGACUGACUUUAUCUGACGACAAAAUAAAUAUCUUUAAGAAUUUAGAUCGUGACAUGUAUAAACUUGCGCGUUCUGUAAUUAUUGAUAUGAUUUUGGCAACAGAAAUGACCCGUCAUUUCGAACACUUGGCUAAAUUCGUUAGCGUUUUCGGCAAUGAUGUGGAAAAUAAAGAUGUGCCCAAUGAUGAGGAUAAUCAAAUGUUAAUUCGUCGCAUGCUUAUAAAAUGUUCUGACGUAAAUAAUCCAACAAGACCAUUGAAAUUUUGCGUUGAGUGGGCUCGAAGAAUUGCUGAAGAAUAUUUCACACAGACAGACGAAGAGAAAAGAAAGGGAAUGCCAAUUGUAAUGCCAAUGUUUGACAGGGCCUCGUGUUCGAUUUCAAAAAGCCAGAUUGGUUUCAUCGAGUUUAUCAUCCAAGAUAUGAUGAAUGCAUGGGAUGGCUUUAUAGAUAUGCCUGAGUUAAUUCAAUACAUGCAGUACAAUUACGACUCUUGGAAAACUUUUGAGGUGCAAGGAAUAAACACUCUCAGCGAUAUCAAACGAAAACAGAUGUCAAUCUCAAACCAGAAUGAUACCCAACAUUUUCCUAAUGUAAAAUUAGACGAAGUUAUGUGAAACUUAAUCCAGAAAUUGUAUAAUUUGAGACACUUAGAUUGAGUAAAAGAUGAAAUUCUCGGUUAGGUUCUAUUCUUAAAAGAGAUUCAACUUUAAAAAAACUAUCUAAGAUGGAAUUGAUUUUAGGAAAAGUCAACUUGAUGGGUAUUUUCGCUAAAAUUCCUUGUAUGAAUGUGCCAAUAUAAUGCAAAAUCAAUAGAAAAAACUCUAGGAUACAUUGAAUGAAAAUAUAAGUAUUUUGUGGAUGUCGUUAUUUCAUAUCUUAGAUUUCUUUUCAUUAAUUGUGAAACCUCAUGAGCUUUAACUUUUUAACAUUUUUUUCUUACAAAAAUAGUAAUGUUUUGAGUAGAUUAUAUCAAUAUAAAAAGUUGAAAAUGAUAAUCAUGAUAGAGAAGAGUCACUUCGUAAAUAUUUUUAUGUCCUUUCAUAUCAAAGAAAUCUUUUGAUUUCUCCGAAAUCUUAGAAAUAUACAUUUAUUUAUUUAAUAAUAUCUGGAACUCAUGACUCCGAAAAAACACUACAAAAAUUAAUUCUUAUACAUAUACAUAUACAAAAAAUAAUUCUUGAAUCGGAGAGUUGGAGAUGAAUAAAUAAUUUAAAAUUUAUAUUGAAAAUUGUUUUUUAAGAAUCAAACAACUGUCUUAUCUCAUAUGUAGUGAAGAAAAUUUUAAGAUGUGUUUAUAAUUUCCUACAAUUAAUAAUAUUAUGUUUUAAUUAAAUCUCUAACCACAAAAAAAAAAUUUGAAAUAUUUAUAACAGUCAAAAUGGAAAUGUAAAAAAUAUUUCUAUAACAUUUAUCCCAAUAAGUCUAAGAUAUACAUGUAGGUAGCAAAAAUAUCUACAUUUUUCAUUAUCCCAUAAUAAAUAAAUGCAUCAUUUAAUUUCACCAAGGAUACAGACUGAAACCUUCCCUUGCGUAAGCAUAUUUACUCGAGUUUUCUCGAUGGUAGAUAUAUUCUACAUUUUCAUACGAUACAUGAUCAAAAAAGUAUUUGUUGGCAUGCUUAUUUCAUCACAUUAUUGAUGAGAGACUUUACACAACCAAAAUCUUUAUAUAUUAUAUAGUUUAUUUUUUAAGUUAGAGAUAAAAUGACUAAAAUUAUCAAGUGAGAGCCAAUUCUUCUCUAGAUGAAAGAAAAGUUUACAUCUAAAUAUUUAUCUUUAACUAAAUAUAAAAUUAACAUAAAUAAUCUAUUUAGAUAAUAGAGUAAUUUUAAGAGAUGUAUGCUGGUCAUAUAUCUUUAACAUUAUAUGAAUGUAAUAAAUUCUCGAGCUUGAAUUUCUUCUUACACAUAUUCUAAGAAUUCUAGCAAAAAGAGCAUAAUUUUAAUAAAAAUAUCUUAAUUGGUGUUAUAUCUGAAUUCAUGUUAUAAACAUUGUGAUUCUAUUUAUUGAUGUGAGAAAAAUAAUUCUGACUAUUUUGCUUUUGUAUAAUUGAUAAAUAAUUUUAAAAUACUG